CCCUUAGAGCUCCCACUCUCCCCCAGCCUGCCAUUCCUCCCUGGCUGCUCAGUAAAGCCUUUGCUUGGGCUAGUGGAAUCAAUCCCGGGAAAACCACACCAUGGUGAGGCUUGUGCUCCCCAAUCCGGGCUUGGAGAAUAGGAUUACUUCACUCGAUGACCUUGAGACCAUUGAAAAAGAAGAGGCAGGUUCCAGACCCAAAUGGGACAACAAAGCACAAUACAUGCUAACCUGUGUCGGCUUUUGUGUGGGCUUAGGAAAUGUGUGGCGAUUCCCUUAUCUCUGCCAGAGCCAUGGAGGAGGAGCCUUCAUGAUCCCAUUCCUCAUUCUGCUGAUCCUUGAGGGUGUGCCCUUGCUUCAUCUGGAGUUUGCCAUUGGACAAAGGCUGAGGAAGGGCAGUGUUGGCGUCUGGAGCUCUAUUCAUCCCACCCUUAAGGGAGUAGGCAUUGCCUCCAUGUUUGUCUCCUUCAUGGUAGGCUUGUAUUACAACACCAUCAUUGCCUGGGUCAUGUGGUAUUUCUUCAACUCUUUCCAAGAUCCGCUGCCUUGGAGCUCUUGCCCACUCAAUGAAAACCAAACAGGUUAUAUAGAGGAAUGUGCCAAGAGUUCUUCAGUGGAUUAUUUUUGGUAUCGAGAAACUUUAAAUAUUUCUACCUCCAUUGACGAUUCAGGAUAUAUUCAGUGGUGGAUCUUGCUGUGUUUGACAUGUGCUUGGAGUGUCCUUUAUGUGUGUACUAUCAGGGGCAUUGAAACAACUGGAAAGGCUGUGUAUAUCACAUCAACUCUUCCUUAUAUUGUCUUGACCAUUUUUCUUAUCCGUGGCUUGACAUUAAAGGGGGCCACCAAUGGAAUUGUCUUCCUCUUCACACCGAAUGUCACAGAACUAGCUAAUCCUGUCACGUGGUUGGAUGCUGGAGCCCAAGUGUUUUACUCAUUCUCCCUGGCCUUCGGAGGCCUCAUUUCCUUCUCCAGUUACAAUUCUGUACACAACAACUGUGAGAUGGAUUCUGUGAUUGUUUCUGUGAUCAAUGGCUUCACAUCUGUUUAUGCGGCAACUGUGGUAUAUUCCAUCAUUGGGUUCCGAGCCACAGAGAGAUAUGAUGAUUGCUUCAGUCAAAACAUCCUGACCUUGACCAAUGCAUUCGAUUUGCCCGAGGGUAACAUCACACAGGACAACUUUGAAGAAAUAAAAGGCUGGUAUAAUUCAACCUACCCUGAAGUCUUUGAAACAUUGACAUUUAAGACAUGCGACAUGAAUUCUUUUCUAUCAGAAGGAGUAGAGGGAACAGGUUUAGCCUUCAUUGUCUUCACCGAAGCCAUCACCAAAAUGCCACUUUCACCUCUGUGGUCUGUCCUCUUCUUCAUAAUGCUGUUCUGUCUGGGCUUAUCAUCUAUGUUUGGAAAUAUGGAGGGAGUAGUUGUUCCCCUACUCGAUCUCAAGGUCAUCCCCAAAAAAUGGCCAAAGGAACUUCUAACAGGUCUAAUUUGUUUGGGGACCUACCUCCUUGCCUAUAUUUUCACUCUGAAGUCAGGGCAGUACUGGCUCUCACUGCUGGAUGGCUACGCUGGAUCCAUCCCCCUGCUUGUCAUUGCCUUUUGUGAGAUGAUUGCAGUCGUUUACAUUUAUGGAAUAGACAGGUUUAAUAAGGAUAUCGAGUUCAUGAUAGGUCAUAAGCCGAAUAUCUUCUGGCAAAUUACCUGGAGAGUGGUCAGUCCUCUCAUCAUGUUGGUGAUAUUCCUAUUCUACUUUGUAAUCAAAGUCAAUGAGGAGCUGACAUACAGUGUCUGGAACCCUGAAUACGAGGAAUUUCCUAAAUCUGAAAAAAAGGCUUAUCCUGGCUGGGUCUAUGCUGUGGUGGUCUUUGUGGCUGGAAUCCCAUGCCUGGCCAUCCCCUUCUUUGCCCUCUACAAGUUCAUCAGGAAUCGCUGUCAAAAGAAGAAUGACCAGCAAGGGCUCGUCAAUUCCUAUUCUUCACCCUCCGUGAAUGGAGACCUAAAGGGUUAAGCCAAAGCAUGUUUUUCUGGGAAGUGGGGACAAGAUCUUGACUGGAAAAGGAAAAGGAAAAAAAAAGCAAUAACCAGGCACAGUGGGAAGACUAGACCCUCAUUGAGCCACCCUUGCUGGGGGUGAACCUCCAGCCUAACACUCCAGUCUCUGUGACAAAUGGGAAUUCUGGUGUGCCUUAUAAACUGGGGGCAUUUCCAUGCUAGGAAUUGAAGGGAUUGACACAGUUACAUUUAAUUUAACUCACAUUUACCAAGUACCUGCUCAACACCCAGCAAUGUGCUGGAUGAUGAGGAUCCAAAGUCACCGCCAUCUAUAUUGUGCUAGCCUGGGGCCAACACCACUGAAAUGUCCAAUAACUGAAAUGUAGUGAUGCUGAGGCUCCUGAUUUUGGUUUGCAUGUGAAUUGCUAGGGCUAUGUGAGGCAACAAUAAACACCCCUAGUUUCUAUUGCUAUAUGUACCCCUUUCUGUUUGUGUGUGUCAUCUGUUGAGAGCUUUUCCUGCAGAAAAACUUUGGCCCUAAAUCAUAGUCUCAGUGUGAUAAGGGACCUUCAAGGUUAUCUUCUCCAACCCAUCAUGAAUCAAGAAUUCCCUCAACAGCAUCCUAGAAAGUGGUGUUCUAGCUUCUGCUUCCAAAGAUAGCCAGGAAGGAAGAACUCACCACUUCCUGAAGCAAUCAAUGCCAUUUUUUGAGAGCUCUGAUCAUUAGGAAGUUUUUCUUUGCAUCAAGCUAUGAGAAUUUAUUUUUCAUAUAUUGCAUUAAUUCUUAAAUCAGGACCCUUGAGUAAAAAAUAAAAAAAAAAUCAAUUCCUGGAUAUUCGAGAAUAAUUUGUGUGCCAUCUGGACUGUAGGUUUUUAUAUCUUCUUUGUUCUUGGGAAUCCCCAGGAAUGUGUUCCUUUCACAAAACCUGGCUGACAGGAAGGUUUUACAAUGAUUCUCUUCUGGUAGACCUGAAGAUCAUCACCUGCCGGUGUGAAGUACAGCUGAGAGUUGAUGGACCACCUCUUAAUUAGCUACUUAACCAUUAGAGAUAUCUUGGCAUAUUCAAGAGAGGAGUAAUAAAUAGUAAACUCCCCAAAGUGUAUAUAGGUACCCAGUGAAGGCAAGAGUCCAUCUUUGAAUUUAUAGAGUAUCCUUUGACCAGAUUAGGAUGUCUUGACUUGUCAGUUAAUAAAUUAUUUUAAAUUAAGAAAUAUUACCUCUCAAGAAUUUCAAUCAUUACAAAGCCAAAAUAUAUCUUUCUCCAUUUUCUACCUAUUGCUCCUACUUCUAUUCUUUAGUGUCAAAAAGAAAUUAAAUUCAUCCUCUACCUGUUCCAUCUUGCAGAAAGAAGUCUGUAAAAAGAGUAUCAAUAGGCCUAGGAGCGGAACCACCCUGGCACCUUGGUUCCAUGAUCAUUACCUAGAAACAGUCAGACUGGCAAUUCUACUUGUUUGUGCAGGUUUUGCACAGGUUUUUCUGGGUAUUUUCUCAUAAAACGUUCCUGAGUUUCUUCACAAUCCUUUAGUUGACUAGAUAUUAACUACACUUACUCACUGUUGCUAGAUGUCACAAAUAGAUAAACAAUUAAGUAAUACCUCCCUUCCCAGGAGGCAAGGAAGAAUGUGCCCUUAGAGUUUGCCUAAGGGAACAUUAACAUGCUUGUAAUGAGUAAUUCAAUGUGAAUUUUUAUCCAGGUUACCUUUGGAAGAAAGAAUGGUUAUAUGCCAACUCAACCUCUAACUACCCAACGGACAUACCACCAAUUCCUGAUAUACUUCCUUAGUGGUUUAAUGGGAUGCAUUUUCUCCCUAAAAAUUGGUACCCAAUCUGUAUCUUGAGUGGACUGGUAUUUUGGGUGAUGCCUUUAACAAACUAUAAUAUUUGCUUUUUAUUCUUACUGGCCAGGUCGGUUUAUUCCCUAAGAAACCUAGAAGCUGUUUAAAUGAAAAUCUGAAAAUGCCCACUAUUCAAGGCACUGGGUUUGGGGAAGGGUGUAGCUGCCAGUACCUGGGGUUAGUAGCUUUCUUCUUUCUACUGGAUCCUCUACAUGUUUAUUGAAGGCAAGCUAGAGGGAAAUUGGUGAGGUUUCCAUGUUUAUAUUCAUAGAAGCCCCAAACAUGGUGGCUAUGGUGGUGAUGAUGGCCAAAGCAAAUCAAGUAGAGAGGGAUUUGUGAAAGAUCAUGUAACAGUCAAGGUUCUCCCCAUAUCCAACUUCCCGUCUCCAUCACUGAGCUGGUGAGUAAGAAUUUAAAGUCUUCACAAUAGUGUAUUCCAACAGUUAUGGACACAUUUUAAAAAAUCUGAUAUUAGUCUUGUAAGUAAUCAUUCCAAAGGCCAAUGUUCCAAAAUGAGAAAUUACAUAGGGUUUUUUAUGGUGUGAUAUAUGUAUUUUUCAAAAAUCUUUUCCAGAUUACAUUUUUAUACUGUUUUUGAUAUUCAUUUUCUGACAUUUUACAAUCCAUAUUCUCUCCCUCCUUUCUACCCAAGACUAUUACUCCUUUUAAAAAGAUAAUAUUUUAUUUUCCAAUUACAUGUAAUAACAAUUUUCAACAUGUUUUCUGAAAUUAUUAGAUUCAAAUUGUCUCCCUCUCUCCCUUCUUUCUCUCUUCCCAGAAAUAGUAAGCAUUUUGAUUUGGGGUAUACAUAUAUUAUCAUGCAAAACAUACUUCCAUAUUGGUCAUUGUUGUAAGAGAAUUCUCAUAUAAAACCCCAACCCCAGAAUAAAACCAAACACAAACUAAUGUGAAAGAUAAUAUGUUUUGAUCCAUAUUCCAACUCAAUUAGUUCUUUCUCUGGGUUUAUGAAUUUUAAAAGAAGAUAAGGAGUACAUGAUGGCAACCCUGGGCCAAGGAUCUUUAAUCUCCAUAGAAUUCUAGAACAUCAAAUUUGGAAGGGGCCUUAGAGGUCAACUGGUCCAACUUUUGUAUUUGGAGAUGAAGAGACUGAGACACAGACACGAUAUAAUUUGUUGGUAAAUGGCAGAGACAGGACUUAAAAUCCCAUAAGCAAGUACAUGCAUGCUUGAUGUUAUUCUGGUGCCAUCUUAUGGUUUCCAACUUCGUAUGUGCGUAUGGAUCCCAAUGAUGCUUUUUAUUCACUCUUCUUUAAGGUUACCAUUGAUAAAAAGUAUGAAAUAGCUCUACUCUUAUUGACCCACCUGCACAUUAUACUUGUUGCUCUCCUGAAAAAUUCUUAUCAUGUCUGUCCUUGCUAAUUAUUAUCCCAUCCCAGGGAGUUAAGUUACUGUCACGGCUAAAGAUUGUCAGUCAUAGUAGAUGUAACCUAGAUAAUGAAACAGAAAUCAUAGCCUGGCAUGUUUCUAAAUUUGUAAAUUACAUAUUUGUUUUCUUGUAAAUGUGUAAAAAAACCCAAACCUUGUCUUUUAUAUGCAUAAACAUAUAUACAUCUGAAUAAAUGACUUCUUUAAUAUG
Molecule: messenger RNA, 5421 nt
Organism: Monodelphis domestica (gray short-tailed opossum)
Lineage: Eukaryota; Metazoa; Chordata; Mammalia; Didelphimorphia; Didelphidae
Gene: SLC6A19
Product: solute carrier family 6 member 19
Biological process (GO): sodium ion transmembrane transport; neutral amino acid transport; nitrogen compound transport
Cellular component (GO): apical plasma membrane; brush border membrane; plasma membrane
Molecular function (GO): neutral L-amino acid transmembrane transporter activity
Source: RefSeq, a predicted model, not a curated record